This is a messenger RNA of Entelurus aequoreus (snake pipefish), 6064 nucleotides long. Its product is annotated as germ cell nuclear acidic protein. Bases 182 to 1288 code for a protein of 368 amino acids. The record is from RefSeq and is a predicted model, not a curated record. Gene Ontology annotation, biological process: positive regulation of neutrophil extravasation; T cell extravasation; homotypic cell-cell adhesion. The transcript has 12 exons. NCBI's taxonomy places the organism in Eukaryota, Metazoa, Chordata, Actinopteri, Syngnathiformes, Syngnathidae.
UUUGCGAACGACCCAUCACUCCCAGACAAAAGAUCCUCGCCAGACAUCUGAGCACCUUGGAGACAGCAGAGCACUCACACUCACACUCACACACACACCGAACACAAUCGAACCUUCACACGCUGCCUUUAUUGUCCAGGAUCAGCAAGCAGAAGAGGGUCCACUCGCACGCAGUGUUUCAAUGAUGUCAUACCUGUGGAUUCUGCUCGUGGGAAGCUUGCUGGCUGGAUGUGCAAAUACACAAGAUGAUGAAUCCCCAAUGGAGGAGGCUACAGCCUCUGCGACCUUAAUGCCUGAUAGUGAGGUGCAAGCAGAAAUAGAGGCCGAUGGAGCAUCUGAAGAUACAGCCGAGAAAGCACUAACAGAUGGGCUCGAAACCGAGCCGACUGAAGCUGCGGCCCGUGAAGAAGUGAACCCUGCUGAGGGAGAAGCAGAACCGGAGGCUCCUUCAGAGGCAGACCCAGAGCCUCCUUCAGAGGCAGACCCAGAGCCAGGACUUCAUGCUGAGGUGGAGCCAGAACGGGAGGCUACGGCAGAAGAAGCAGAACCAGAAACUCCCGCGGAAGAAGAAGCAGACUCCCCCGUAGUAAACGAAACGGAAGCUGCUGCAGAAGGAGAAGGAGAACCGGAAGUUCUUCCAGAAGGAGAAUCUGAAACAGAAGCUCCUGCUACAGAGUCGGAAGACGCUACAACAACACAAGGACCUGCAGCUGAUCCAGAAGUGAAAGAGCCGGAAGCUGAGCCGCACAUUCCCAAUGUUGACGAGCAGCCCUCUGCCAGCACUGAAGUACCACCUGCACACAAGGAGGGUGGAUCUGAAGUGGACGAUACAGCUGUGCAGCAUGGAAAGGAAGAGCCGGCUUCUGCGGGCGACGAGGGAGAAGCGGCGGUGAACACAGAAUUAAAGUUCACGACAGUGGCACCUCCUGCUCCAGAAGUUCACUCAGAUGGAGGAUUUGACUUGGAGGAUGCGCUGUCAGCAGGCGGCGCACAAGACACGCCAACGCAAUCAGGGCGGAGCCACAGUGCUGGAUCAGGGGCACAUGUUGCUGAAGCCACGGGAGAAGUUGCUGAAGAUGAGGAAACCAACUCAGGCACCGUGGCAGCAAUCCUGUGUGCAAUGGGCGUGGCCGUUGUGGGAGCAGCCACUGGAUAUUAUACCUAUCAGAAGAAGAAACUGUGCUUCAGGACAAUACAGGAGGAGGAUCCAGAGGCUGCACGCAAAGCUGACGCAGGGGAGGUUCAAUCAGAUCCCCAGGUCCUUAGCAACCUACUGAACUCUUCUUAGAGCGGCCACGGUCAUGUGACAGGACCUUGACCAAGCACAUUCAAGCAAAGUGACGAUCUCACUGUUCUAGGCUCCAUCUGCACUGUGGAACUACGUUACUGUGAGGCCCGAAUGUGGGGCUGUAUGUGUGUGUGUGUGUGUGUGUGCGUGUAUUCAUUAACACAGUAUGAGCAACAAAACGUGCAAAUUGUGUUACAAUUGGCCAGACUUUAUAGUUAAAUUAAUAGUAUACUGAAACUUUAUAAAAAGAAAUGAUAUAAUGGUAGAUCUUUGCCUCCCGCCCAUUUGUAGGAAUUUCUUGUGAACUUUUUUUGUUUUUUUAUAAAACUGAUGUCUUUUUUAUGCCGAUUCUACAAUUCUAUCUGUGCGACAGGGUUGAACUAUUUCAAAGCAGCCACUACAUUCUCUUUAACCAACUCCAAUGAUUCUACAAGAAACAUAAACAAAUAAUAUACUAUCACUUUGUGACGACACAAAGAUGACAUGUGUAUUAUUGGUUUAGGAAUUGGAGUUCAUUUUUUCUGAAACCAAAACAAAAACAUGCAAAGCACACUGCUACAAUGCACAGGUUAAGUGGCAUCUGUAAAGCCUUGAUUUUCAAACAACUGAGCCCAGUACCACAAGUAGCUAGUGAACAGACAACAGGGUGCUGCUGACACUACCUGCAUUCUGGCAAAGAGCACUAGAUUAGGAUUAGAAAGAUAUGAAAAAGCGAGUGCAGCGGCAAACUGAUAAAAUAACUUCGGUUACAAUUGAAGACAAAAUGAAUAGAUUUGUACUUCAUAUCGUGAAAAAGUAAACAAUAAGAGUCUGGGUUUUGGGGCUGAGAGGAGCUUUUCCAAGCUUUGAACCCUGCGGCUAAUCUAUGGAUUUUUCUUCGCUAACAGAUAAUUGUGGAAUGGAUUAAGCAAAGAAAUCAAACAAUGUACUAAAAGGAUCCACUAUAAGAAACUGUUCAAACUCAAAGUGUUUACACAUUCUGAUAAAAAUAUUGAAGUUUAAUCAAAAAGGAGAAAAUCUUAUUCAUCUCAUUAAGGAUGAAUAUAGUCAUCAGUUUUGUUUGAUCAGCCGUUUCACUGCCUUGUUAAAGGCAUUCUUUGGAAACAAUUAAGGUAUGUAAAUAAAUAUUUACAAAAUCUUUCUAAAUAAACAUCUCAAUUUACAAUGUACCAGUAUACAUCUGCGGUUUAUAGUCUGGUGCAACUAAUAUAUGAAAAAAAAAAGUUUUUCUUUGAAAAUUUAGUGGACGCACCUUAUAUUCUUGUGUGAUUUGUAGUCCGGAAAAUACGGCACAUUAUAAUAAAACCUUUUUAAAUAAGGUUACCGGUUACAAAAGUUACUCUUGCUUGCUGACAUACACACAGUGUUCGUCUUAAAACACCUCUUUAAAAAUGUAUUUUUAAAAUUGUAUUACAAAAAAAAAAUCACUGAAUUUUGAUCAAUUUAAUAGGAGAAAAUAGAGCAACACCAAUUCUAAUCUAAUCCCAGUUUUACAAUACUUAGGAUAACAAUUUACAAAGCAAUUGAGAAUACAUACAAAUACAAUACUUAUUAAAUACAAUACUAAAAAUGUACAAAAGCAACAGUAAAACAUAUCAAUAAUAGCUGUUAAAUGUUUGUAUCCAAAAAAUUUACUUAAAAUAUGUAACAACAAAAAACAUAGUUUUUUCUUUUUUUUUAAAUCGAUUCUUAAACAUUUUUUAUUGAUUUAGAAUCAAAUUAAAUAAAAAUUGCGAUUUGAAUGUUCUUUUUUUUUUUAACUACCCCUACUAUAGUAUAUAUGUCAUGUUUUGCCACAUUCAAGGGUCAAGAUGACACAACAAGUGGCCUUUUUGACCACCGAUAAAAUGGCUGACAGCAAUGUUAUUGGAGAUGGAAAAUAAUCAUACAAAAUAUUUUUGGGCUUUUGACCAGUACAUUUGGGAAACCCUGUGAAACGAAAAUAUUUUAACAUUUUAUGCCUUGAUUGGUGCCAAGGUGUAUCAAAAGGUACAAGUCUUGUAGGACUGUCAAACUGUUAAAACUUGUAGAUUGUGCCUUUCGACAGUAACCCAGUGUCCCAAUACUUUUUGUCCAUAUAGUUGCAUUAUAGGAAAUUUUAUAAACUGAUGGUUAAUUUACUGCAACUAAUUUUUUCAGUUGUUUCAAUACAUUUUGUAUUAUCUUUUGCAUGAGGUGAUGAAAGCCCUCCUGACAUAUUUGACAUAUUGUGACGUCCGUGAGUCUAGUUGUGAUGAGGUGGUUUGUCCGUUAGAGUGCCUUUUUCUGUCCCAGCCUGGCUUGUCCCACCUGUAGACACACUGAAUGUCUCUAAAAUUGCUAACAAACAGACACUAAUAGCCACAGCAAUAUUGGUGCACCUGCAUAUUUUAGUGUCGUGCAAAGCAGUCUGCACGACAAAAAAACAAACAUAUACACUGUGGUGGCCUCUGCGGUGUUUUACGCCAUUGUCUGCUGUGGUGGGGAAAGCAUAGCCAGAGACAGGAGUAGACCCAACAAAGCAACAUCAACAAUACGAUUUGCCUGAGUGGACAGGACAGUUAAAAAAAAAAAAUACAUCAAUCGAUUGUGCAAAUUAGAGUCACAAUUCAUAAAAAAAUCCCUCCAAAUGUCCUUACAGUAUGGUCCGUUUCCUGUUCUAUGGUUAUCGUCACACUUAUUCUCUUUGACCUAUACCUUUUUGUAGUGGCAUCGCAAAAAUCCCUAGAAAAAGCAAAAUAGUUAAUCUUUUACAGCCCAUCCAAUGUUUGUUCGACAGGAAAACGUGACCACUUUGGAGGUAGUGUUAUGUUUUUUUUUUAAGUGUUUGAUGCAUUAUUUCUGCACAACACAAGUGCACACAACAGAAUACCCACAACAACAACAUAAACAAUAUGCUCCAAGAUAGCUUUGUGAGUGCACCAAUAUUGUUCUCGAGGAUGGUUUGGAACUCUAACAGACGUCUUCAAAGUGUGCCUCUUUAUUUAGAGCAGGGGUGUCCAAAGUACGGCCCGGGGGACAUUUUUUAACGGCCCCACAGCACAUUUUAAAAAUACGAUUGAAAAAAAUAUAAAACAUUAAAAGUGGUAUUUAAAGAGCAAACAGGUGAAUGUAGCAAGAAAAUGUAGCAAUGUUUACUCUAAUCACACAAAGCUGCCAUGUAGGCUGUUUCUUUCUUUAAAACAUAAUAAUGAAUCAAAAUCAAUGUCAUUAUGAAUUAUUGACCUAUUCAAGGCUCCAAUUACAACACAUUAAAUAAUUAGAGAUAUUUUUGGGGAAAAUGUUGAAUAUUUUGUGUUUGCCAUGUAAAAAAAAAAGCUGUUUUUUUUAAAGAAGGGCCUAAAACGAACAAACAAAAAACAUAAACAACAAUAAAACUUAUAAUUGACAGAUAGAUCUGAAGUUGAUCUCGAGAUUAUUGUGUUAAAAGUAAACAGUAAAAAAAAAAAAAAAAGAUAAUUUAUUUUUUAACACUUUAAUGAGUAGGACCCUUUUGGAUCCCCUCCAAUUUUAGUGUGAUUAGUUUUUAAGUGUCAUUGCUCAAAAAAUAAUAAUGAAUUAAAAUCAAUGGUGUUAUGAGUUAUUGACCUUUUUAAGGAUCCAAUUAUUAUAUAGUCUCAAAUAUCCCACUUAAAAAUUUUACUGGGUGAAAAUAUUGCAUAUUUUGUGUUUUUUUCAUUAAAAAAAAGGGUUUUCUUUGACAAAAAGAGCAUACAAUUUAAAUAUUUAAAAAAUGUUAUAUUGACAGAUAGACCUAAUGUUGAUCUAGAUAUUUAAAAACUUGAAUAAUAACACAAAUAAUAAUACUGAAUAAUGACACAUUUUUUAUAUUUUUUGGACCAAAACCCUUUGGGGUCCCCGGGAUCAAGCCUGAGUGGAAGCCUGAAUGUAUAUUUUUUAUACAUAUAUCGUAUUGGUUUUUAAAAUAAAAAAUAUCAAAAUGGCCCCCGCUAGCUUUGAUUUUUCAAUGUGCGGCCCUCAGUGGAAAAUGUUUGGACACCCCUGAUUUAGAGCAAGCCAGCUGCUGUUUGUCUUUUCUACCAUAAUAUCACAUUAGUCAGUUCCUAUAUGUACGCUGUAUUAUAUACGUGACGCCUGUACAUGCUCUAUGUGUGAUUGUUCUUGUAGGAAACACUGCCUUCGAGGCUUUAUUAUAAGAGUCAAAAAAAUGUUUUCCCUAUACUGUAGCAGAAAAUACUGACAUCUAAAUGUGUGUUCUUUCCGUUGCCUUACACUUGCUGUGGUCCCUUUAAAACGGCUUAAUGGUAACUGAGGGCGUUCGUGUUGCGUGUUGUCAUUUAUUAAGCUGCAAAACAUGACAGGGGCUGCUACUCAGUCUUGCCGCAUUUAUGUGUAAUGUGGAGAACAUGUCGAUUAAAAUCACACUUACUAUAAAACAGUGUUCAGUAUAUAUGGCGGGCAUUUGACAACAAUUCCUUUAUUGACAUUUAAAUGUAUAAUUUUGAUACUCCUCUGCUUUCAUGGCAUUCUAAUUUGUAUCAAUUGCUUUAAGGCCCCAUGAAUCAAUCAGUUCUCCAUCAGUUAAUGGAUGAUCAUGCAUGGUAGUCCUGCCUUCUUCGUUAUCCAAACAGCAAAAACUAAGAUUGUGCAUGAAAACAAUUUUGCAAAAACAGUCUCACAAAGAGGGAAUCAUUUUCAACAUUUCUGACUUACACCCGAUCAUUUUUAUAUGAAUAUUCUGUGUUUUUACAUGUCAUCCGGCAUUGGUGGAGUUGUGUAAAUAAUGUUUUAAGGGUUGAAAUAAACAUGUCGGCUGUCUUGCGUUGUCUGUAUGAU